AGUAUCAUGCUACAUUUGGUUGAUCAACAAAUAAUAGGAUAAGCUUUUAGGGGCUGACUAUGGAUUGGUAAUUGAUUUAUCUCCUUCGAUGUGGUUUAUUGACUUUGCAGCAUUUAUGUAAUUGAUUUGGGAUCUGCUCACGGCACAUUCGUUGCAAACGAGAGGUUAACAAAAGACACGCCUAUGGAGCUCGAAGUGGGGCAGUCCUUACGGUUUGCUGCUUCAACAAGAACCUAUGUCCUAAGAAAGAAUGAUGCAGCUUUAUUCACGAGCCUUCCGCCUCCGACAGAGAUCAUCUUACCACCAUCUCCUGAUCUAAAUGACGAAGAAGCAGUUGUAAAUUACAACACUCAGAUAAACCGGUACGGUCUGGAAAAGCUUUCUGAGCUCCCAGACUUCAAACCCAGUAGCCAUUUAAUCAGAAAAAAACAUGACAGCCAGCAGCAGUCAGAGAGAGAUGCAAAGAGGAGAAAGAAAGCAAGAGUUAUGUUCAAAGAUCACGUUGGUGGUGAGCUGGUAGAGGUUGUCGGGUUUUCAGACGGUGUAGAUGUAGGGACGGAGCCUGGACCGGUUGGGGUCAAAGAAGGAAGUCUCGUGGGGAGAUACGAAUCCCUCGUGCAGAGUGUGAUGAUACCUAAAGGGAAAGAAGCGGCUACUUCGUCAAAGGAAAGUAGUGGUCUUUUGCAGCAAGGGGUUACUAACAAGCUGCAAGAAGUGUUGACUAAGGUCAAAACAGCUCCAACUCGGCAGAAGGGGUUGUAUGAUAGCCUUUAUGACGAGUCGUUUUCUGGAAAACUGGGUUCAUCUUGGGCGAGUUCUUUGGCCAAAGAUGGUCAGGCAAAGACUAUCAGUGGUUUGAGUGAGAACUCUCGGAGUAAGUUGAGCUCGUAUGAUGAUGAUGAAGAUGAUUUAUUUGGAGACUGAUAAAGGGAAUCCAUCUAGAGGCAUGUGUUAGCUUACUUAUAUUUGAACUGAAGUGGAAUGUCGGAGAAUUGAUUAUUUUCGAAAUUGUUGUGAAGCUGAAGCAGCCUUCAGUCCCCGGGUUCUUUUGUACAUGGGGAAACUUUUUGUUGUAGGUUCAUCAAUCAUCAUGGGAAACUUUUGUUUGUAAUUUGGGGUUGAUGCACUUUGAAGAUUUGAUUCAAGCUCAAAGGACAGGAAUGAAAUCAAACUGUGCCACUUGCAGUUGGUUUUAGCUAGACAAAAUUUUUAGCGUCUAUUAAGGGCUGAUUGUAUUAUUUCACCAGCGAAAGAGCUAAGUCAUGACGUCACUCACUACACUUCCCGGGGAAAUCAUUACCGCGAAAAUUAACAGAAAGCCAAACUAAUUAACGCCAUACAGAUACAGCAUUCCUCACCCCUCUACCUCUACGAGAAAUUUCAGAACAGGGGAAGAAGGCCGGCAAUGGGCUCUCUUCCGCCAUCUCUCGAUCUUCCUUCUGAUCCCAAGCACCGUAAGCAGCAGAUCGGCGAAUCCACCCUCCUGGAUCUCUUCAAAGCCCAGCAGAACCACCUGAAUUACUUCUUCCGCUACCAAGAGGGGAUCUUGUUUUGCAUUCUUUCACCAUUGACCCGAGGAAAAAGAAAAAGAAAAUUCUUGUGCUGCCUGUAUGUAUUGUACCCUCCAUUUUUGUAUAAUCAUCUCAUUUCUAGUUCAUUCAGAGGCAGAUUAGAUAGAUGCACAAGGAGAGAGGACUUGACUAAUACCCAAAACCUAUAUUAUGGUCCUUUGUACAUAACUAGUAGUUAAGCUCCUUAACCAUAGCCCUAAAAACUGUGACUUAAGCAUGAAAUAGACAAGCCAUGGAUCUCAUUUCCAAGAGUUGUGGGCAAACUUUCCCUUUCUUGAGAUGUUGACAUGGGCUUUCACAAAUACUCCAAUCCUAACUAACACAAACAGAAACAACUGAGAUGGAGAGUCAAGAUUGGUGCAUCAUGGAUGACACCACAGAACUCUUUUUCCUUCUAAUAAAAAACAUCGUUUUGAAAUAAACCCCAAUAGUUGGCUCUAUUGACAAAUACGGCAUAUUGUUUUCAAAAUGAUAAAUAUAAUAUUUGGAAUAUGCUUUUAUUGAAAAUCAAACUCAAUACGUCCUACUUACUAAACAGUUGAUUCAACGUGUAAGCAAAAAUCAUAACAAAACAUUUAUGUAUAUCACUAUCGUGUAGCAUUGUCAUACUCUUUACGAAUACAAAUAAGUGGGCUAUUGAACCCUUGGCAAAGAUUUAGCUACUUAACAAAUGGAUUACAUGGGUUUGGAUCCCCCUCGAGAUUUUAUCACUUAACACCUGAUUGUAUUACAUUUUACCUCCAGACAAUAUGCUUCCAAGAGGAAUCUUGAAGAGAAAAGCAAGAAGCCAAAGGGGGGAGGGAAUAUUGCUGUGAAAUGCAUAGACAAAGACAAGACAAGAAACCUUCCACACACACACAAAUCCCUCGACAGCAUCAAAACACAUAUGUAGAAGAAGGCAACUUUAUUGGGUGGGAAGGGAUAUAUGUAAGAGAGAGUACUGAAUUGAAUGUUGCUGGUGCCUGCCUGCCUGCCUGGUGGUUUGCUGCCUUGGAGAUAUUUGGUAUGAGACUACUGAGAGGGAGUGGUACUGUGGAUCCCUAGCUAGGCUAGUAGGGCCUAAUUUUGGCAAUUUGGUUUGGAGUAGAUAUUGACCAGCUACUCCAAUUUCUCUUCAAGCUUACACAUGUAGUUGGUGACAACCCAUAGUCAUCCCCUUUCUCCUCCCUCCUCCAUUUGCUUGUUGAAAACUUUUGGAGUCGACGAGAAGUACCAGUUAGGCAGUUACUAAGUUGCAAUAACUUGAAGUUGUUGGAAAAAAUUUAAAAGUUGGUCUCAUUCAUAUAUAUGGUCGUUUGCACGUUUUGUUACAUGAAAAUCUACCCAGUAAACUUGAAUUUGUGUGCCUUAAUAUUUCAGUCAACUUUAAUAUUGGAGUAUUAAUUACCUCUUACUCUUAGGAUUCAAAUGUCAACUCUCUUAAUGAACAAAUACUAAGCUAACAUGUCAAGAACUUACUUCAUAUUGAUAAAUUGAAUCCUUACGAGAGGCACUAUAAAUAACUCAUAUGUUUACAUGUUAUGUCAACCAGAUGAAACUGGUCGCUCGAAGAGUGCACAUGAAACUUUGGACAAUAAGGAAAUGAUGUUAUCUUUAUUGUUGGGAUGGAAUGCUAGAACCAACGAUGGAAAUUUGGGAUUGGGUUUCAACUGACUAGCUAGGCAGAGCUACAAAGCAAAGAUAAAUGCCAUAGCUAGGUAGGUCUGAGAAAACUCAUGGAAUAAUAAUAUAGAAGGAAAAGAGGAGCUAGGGCUUGGAGUGGAGUGGAGUGGAGUGAUUAUCCAUCCAACUACACUCUUUGGGUUGCCUUGUCGGCCGCAAGUCCCCAACUUAGUUUAGUUACACAUGUGCUUGUCAUUUUUUACGUAGCUAUGGAAUCUACUUCUUCCAUCCCCCGCAUACUUCUUUUUACAAGUUAAAAAGAUAGUUUGGGUUUCCUUGCUAAUCAACCACUGUUUGAUGAUAAUUACAUUAGUAUCAUACGACUUUAUAAGGAGAUUUUGCAUGCAUGUAUAUAAGAAGGUAUGUAGUUGGUUAUUAUAUAUGUUCUUGGGGCUAGACCUUAUAAAGUGAUUAACUCUAUGCUUAGAGUAGCUCAAGGUGUGUGGAAAGCAUGUUCUAGUCUUGUUGUUUGGGGCUUAAUAAUUCAGAGAGCGAGACUUGUUGAAAGUCAUAUGAGAGAGAUGUGAAUGUCUAAUUGGUUGGAAUUAACAUACAAUGAAAAACUUGUAAGAUGAUUUUGAAGUUAAGUGUAUCAUUCUACUUGUGCGGGUGAAACAUGAAAGAAAAUAUAUAAGGAGAAGUGAGAGCGAACUCACACCAUAUAUGCAUAAGAAUGUAUAUGAUCAAACAAAGAGAGAUACAUAUAAUCAGAAUGUUGCUUUUAGAAUUAAUUUUUUUUAAUCUCUUCACGAUGAGAAGGUAAUUUCUUUUAAGUUAAGCAUAUCAUUCACUUCUAUCUAGGGCUGGGAAAAUAGACCAGACCAUUAGAAAAACCGUGGUCCACACCGUACCGCACAGUUUGGUCCGGACCGUAGACCGUUAAGUAUGGUCUGGUCUGGUCCAUGGUCUGUAUUAUCUUAUGUUUUGAUCUCUUGGUCUGUUCUAGACCGCGGUUUACCGGACCAAACCGUGGCCCCAACUGACUUGUCAAUACGUGUUAACAGCCCAUUCGACCACUCUCCCAACUCCUACAACGACAACCAAGUCUGAACCUUAGUUUUGUGAAUCUCGUCCCUCCUUCAUUCACAACCACAUUUAACCAGAGAGUAAAGAUAAUCGUGUCUCCAUAUGACAUUAUGUUAAUGUUUAUGACGUUAUGGUGCAAGUUGGGAUGCUUUUACUUUGUAUCUUUGUUAUGUACUAAGAUUUAGAGUAUCAAAAUUAUUCAUGCAUGUUAGGAUUAAUGAUUUAAGGCAAAUAACAAUUAUUUUUCCUGGUUAUUGGUUCAAUUUUUUGUGUGGUUGACUAAACAAAUUAUUCAUUUUUCGUUGAGAGUGGUCUAUGUGGACCAGACCAGACCGAACCAGACCGCACAGGCGUGGUCUGGACCAGACCGUAUAGUCUGUGGUCUGAUCUGUGGUCUAUACUUUAGCCUCUCGGUCUGGACCAUAGACCGUAUAUAUAGUCUGGUCUGGACCAGACCGCACCGUUUCCCAACCUUACUUCUAUCCAUGUUGAUUACAUUAUGCACUACUAUGAUCGAUGUUUUGGCCAAAUUUCCAACCUAACUAAGUGGGUAGUGGGUACAGUUCUGUAGGUGGGGAAGAGGAAUGGGUGUAGGUGAGCAUCAUCUUGUUGGUUAAGCAUUAGUUAAAUCUCUCUAUUUUUGCAAUUAGGUGGGCACCUUUUGCUUUGAUAAUUGAUUAACAUAGUACCAUCAAUCCUCAACUCCAAAAGGGAAAGUCAAAAGGUAAAUUUUUCAUAAACAGAAUUAUGUUUGGUAGUGCUGGUGGUUAUAAAUUAAAUUGGUCAUGUAAAUAAUCUCCUAUCACCAAUCACUUUUUCCCUUUUGUCAUUGGUGCAUAAUUCUAAGCUAUGGACUAGCUUAUGGGGGCCAGAGGCCUUUCUUUGGUUUUCAUGCAUCUUUUACCAUGGUGAAAGGUAAUGGAAGGAUAAGGGAUAUUCUAGUCGCAAAGGGGAACCAAUAGUGGAAAUCAUAUCAACUUCAAAUACUGAUGCCUUUGAUUGACAUGUGUGCUCAAAAUUUGAAAGAUCACUUAGAUAACCUUAACUUCUUUUUUUAAUGUCAAGAGAUUAGCUAAGAUUGUCUCUCUCCUUAAUAGUUAUUGCAUUUUGUUUGCCAAAUCAUAUGAAUCUAAUAUAACCAAAAGAAAAUUUCAAAAGUGAAAACAAUUUAAUGCAAAGUUGAACUCGAAUACGAUAAUGAUUACAUAACUUAAAGAUAUGGAUUAAUCUGACUUGGACAUUUACAUUGAACCAUAGUAGAAAAACACUAUUUGCUAAAAGGAACUAACCUGACUAGUAACUGUACAACAACUUUUGGUUCUUGAAAACUUUAGAAACCAUAAAUAAAAGAGAAGGGGGGAUUAGGGGUGGUCUAGAGAGUUGUUAUUACAAUAAUGAUUGUGAUGAAAAAAUCUAUCUUGUGACUGCAUAAGUUGGGACAUUGUGAUGAAAUUAAUGGAUGGGAGAGGCCCCAUGCAUUUGUGCAAUGAUAAUAUUCUCUCACACUAAUCUCCUCCUCCAUUUUUCUUCCCUUCUUCUUCUUCUUCCAAAAGCCAACAUCUCAUCUUCUUUCAUUCAUUCUUUCUUACUUUUGUAUUAACCCUUUCAAAUCAAGUGGGUAGGAAAGAAGAAUCUGCAACCUAUCAACAAAAUGGAGAAGGAGAAAUUCAACUGAAAUUGAUGAACACAACCCUAUGUAGAUUAGUUGUAGUAAGGAUUUCAACACAGAUUGGAUUUCUCCUUUGUCAUUCAGUAUCUUGUUAGGAAUUUGGGAUUUGUAAUAUAUUGGUCAUUAGUGUUUUUUUUUUUUACUGAUAAAAAUGGUAUCAUGAAAUUUUUUAUCAUGACAGAAAUGAAAUCAUAACCAUUUUACAAACAUGGAACAAGUCAUAAUUAAUGGAGUAACUGAUGGAAGCUAUGUAACUUGGCUCUUACUCUAAUAACUCCAAAACAACCGAAGACUAUUGUUAGGUUCAUGUGAUGCUCCUUAUUCCAUGGAAAUACAAGUUAACUAAAAAUUUAUUUUCUGAUUAAGUUAAGACAUACAUUAUUUUGCUUCAUCUAUAAAAUUACCACGGAAAGAUCUUAUGAGUACACUAAUGAGGACUUAAUAUGCUUAGCCAAGUACUCGUUCAUAUGAGAAGUUGUACCCCAAGAUUGUGUGUAAAAUAGGACACUUGUAAGUUGUAACUACCAACAUCUAUAAAAUUCCCAUAAUAUCAAUCCUCGAAAAAUUAAUCUCACCAUCGUCCUCAUUAUCAUCCAAAGUCAAAUCCACAGAUAGACGGCAACAAGACAGGACACGUGGCCGACAUUCAAAUCAAGAAGAGCAAGAGAAUGAAGGACGGAGAAUAUACCCAAAAUUAGAGAUGACAAUUUCGACCUGACCCGUUUUACUCGACAUGUUUGACCUGCGUUCUCGACACGUUCUUGUCUAAAUUACAUGUAAUCUUAGUCAAAUUACUUAGAAUUUUCCUUUUAUUGCAUCAUAUUUUAGCUAUAAUAAAGUUGUAAAUUAGUAAAAACCUCAAUUACUCCAAUAAUUCAACUACAAUUGUCAUAAUAGUGUUUGUUUUCUUAGUCUUAUAAUAAAAAUAACGAAUAUUUCUAAUGUUUUUUCAUAUAAAUUGCAUGCUCAUUGUGUCGACCUGCCCCGACCCGCGACCCGUGAUCAAUUACCCGACUUGUCACGGGACGGGUCUGAGUACCAAGAAACCCACCCCGAACCUACCCAAUUGCCAUUUCUACCCGAAACAAGAUAGUGGUGGUGUGGGGGGACAUGAUGAGAACAAGAUAGUGGGGGGAAACAUGAUGAGGUGAAUUUGGAAUAGAGGAUCCUUUUGUUUCUCAUUUGUUUGUACAUUUUGCUACCCUAUGAACCCCACACCAGAAUAAAGGUGUUGGAAAUGGAGGGGAAAGAAAGAAAUAGAUUGCACAAAUUAUUUUUUGAUGAAAUUAAAGGAGAGAACAUAAAAUGGAAAAAAAUGAAAGUUGAAAGUCGUCAAUCUCUCACAGGCAAAUAGCAAUUGCCAUUUGCCACCCACUUACAAUUUUUGUUGUAGGGUUCUUGAGAUUUUUUACUAUUGUGGGAGGACCUAAAAAAUUUGGGUGUCACACAUUUUCAAUUGGACAAAAGAGCAUAAUGGAAGAAUAUAAGGUGGUUUCAUCAUCCCUUCAUGUUUGCAACGAUUUUAGCAUGCAUGAUAUUAAAACAUGCCUCUAUUGAGUUCAAAUUUGGGAUCUUUUUGAGGUGCAAAGUUAUUUUAGCCACAACUUAACUUAUAUUUUUAUUUUGAUUAUUCGAGAGAUAAAUAAUAAUAAUACAAUAGCAAUUACUUA
This is a messenger RNA of Linum trigynum, 7598 nucleotides long. Lineage: Eukaryota; Viridiplantae; Streptophyta; Magnoliopsida; Malpighiales; Linaceae. The record is from the annotation of a GenBank genome assembly.